Molecule: messenger RNA, 2565 nt
Organism: Saccharomyces eubayanus
Lineage: Eukaryota; Fungi; Ascomycota; Saccharomycetes; Saccharomycetales; Saccharomycetaceae
Gene: APC2
Product: anaphase promoting complex subunit 2
Exons: 1
Coding region: 1-2565 (854 amino acids)
Biological process (GO): ubiquitin-dependent protein catabolic process
Cellular component (GO): anaphase-promoting complex
Molecular function (GO): ubiquitin protein ligase binding
Source: RefSeq, a predicted model, not a curated record
AUGACAUAUCAAAUCACUCCGACUCGAGAUUUGCAAAUUAUUACAGACGAGCUACAAACCCUUUCCUCAUACAUCUUCCACACAAAUAUCACUGAUGAUCUGAACUCUCUGCUAGUAUGGAUGAGCCCUGAUGAUCCCAAGAGUAACCAUCAACUACGACCCCCAAGCCUUCGUAUAAAGAAUAUUAUCAAGAACCUGUUCCCCAAUAACGCAUCUACUUCUCCCUAUGGUGUCAUGAAUAGCGCUCAAGCGAACAAUUCAAUCGUUAACGAAGGGAAUACGAAUAAAGAGCUGCAAUUACAGUUUAUAUCGACAUUCAAAGAGUACUACGUUUUCCAGAUUCGGUAUCAUUUUUUUUCACAUUUUAGUAGUAUCAAUUACCUAAAAGAUAUUCAGAGAUGGGAAAAUUACUAUGAGUUUCCCUUACGCUAUGUUUCCAUUUUUGAUUCGAGUGUUAACGGUUGGUCCCUCGAACUUAACUCCUUAAGACAUUAUUUGUUGAAUAGAAAUAAAACGUUCAAGACCAAUUUAAGAACAAGAUUGAAUAAAUUAAUUAUGGAUGAUGACUUUGACUUGGCAAGCAAUUUAAUUCGAUGGCUCAACUCAGCAAAUGGAUCUUUAUCUUCCAUGGGAUUGAUUGUAAAUGCUCUUUUUGAUAAAAUCAGUACGUUUUGUGAAAUCAACAUGAGCGGGAUUUGGAAUAAACGGUUUAUGAUCAUGGAAACCUUCAAUAAAUUUAUCAACCAAUAUUGGUCUCAAUUUUCAGAAUUGAUCGGUUGCCCUGAAGAUGACCAUGAGCUGACGACCACUGUGUUCAAUUGUUUUGAGUCGAAUUUUCUCAGGAUAAGAACAAAGGAAAUCUUCGAUAUAUGCGUAUUAGCUUAUCCUGACUCAAAGAUCACGCUAUUGGAAUUGAAGAAAAUAAUGAAAGAUUUCAAAGAUUACACAAAUAUCGUGACAACCUUUUUGUCGGAUUUCAAAAAACACAUUUUAAACCCCAGUAUUACUACAGUAGAUGCGUUGUUAAGUUAUGUGAAAACUAUCAAGGCUUUUUUGGUUUUAGACCCAACAGGAAGAUGUCUACACUCAAUAACCACAUUUGUCAAACCUUAUUUCCAGGAGCGAAAGCACUUAGUAAAUGUAUUAUUGUAUGCAAUACUGGAUUUGCCUGAAGAGGAAUUAAAGGAGAAGAUUUCGUUUAAAGUGGAUAUGAAGGCAUUACUCUUACUUGUAGAAACUUUACAUGAUUCCGAUAUUGACCAAAGUACAAAUACACCCAAAAGCAAAGACAAGAAUAAAGUAGGUUCAUUUCCAUGGAAUCUCCACGUUAAAGGAAAGAAGGAAAAGAAUGGGAGUUCUUCAGUAAAUCAGAGCAUGCUAUACGAGCACAUCCUUAACCAUUAUUUAACGUGGGUCCCAGAACCUAACGAUAUGAUUCCAGGUAACAUUAAAUCAAGCUCAAUAAAAACAAAUCUUUUUGAGGUACUUUUAGACCUAUUCGAAUCCCGAGAAUUCUUUAUAUCAGAAUUCAGAAAUCUCUUAACUGAUAGAUUAUUCACGUUGAAAUUCUAUAAAUUAGAUAAUAAAUGGUCACGAUGUUUGAAGUUAAUUAGGGAAAAGAUCGUUAAAUCAGCAGAAACAAAUCAAGCUAACUAUAUUGCAAAUGGGAUAAUUGGACUACCGCAAACAACGGCGCCUGCAGCAGAUGCAGAUCUGUCGAAUAUCAACAGCAUCGAUGUCAUGUUAUGGGAUAUCAAAUGUAGCGAAGAGCUGUGCCUCAAAAUGCAUGAAGUGGCUGGCUUAGACCUAGCGAUUUUUCCAAAGUUUAUUUCUCUGCUUUACUGGAAGCAUAAUGGGGAUACGAAUAAUACCAAUGAGUUGACAUUUAAUCUACCAGCAAGUUUAGAGAAUGAACUACAAAAAUAUUCUGAUAUAUACUCACAAUUGAAACCUGGAAGGAAACUGCAACUAUGCAAGGACCAAGGGAAAAUAGAAAUGGAUUUGAAUUUCAAUGACGGAAGGAAAUUAGUGCUGGAUGUAUCUUUGGAACAAUUUAGUGUAAUAAACCAAUUUAACUCUACAAAUGAUGAACCAGUCUACUUGUCAUUAGAGCAGUUGUCCGAAUCUCUAAAUAUUGCACCAACAAGACUGCUUGAUCUCUUAAACUUUUGGAUUCAAAGAGGUGUCCUUUCUGAAGAGAAUGAAGUUUAUUCUGUUAUUGAAUAUAGCCACACUGAUUUUAACCAAACACAAGUAGAGCUUCCUAUAAAGAAUGAAAACAAUAAUAAUGAGCUACGUGACGAGUCUGAAGUAGAGAAAAAAUGUGAACUAACGUUGGAAAGAAGUUUACCAUUCAUAGAGGGAAUGCUAGCCAACUUGGGUGCUAUGAAACUUAACAAGAUACACUCGUUUUUAAAGAUUACGGUGCCAAAGAAUUGGGGAUAUCACCGGAUUACUCCUUUACAAUUAGAGAAGUAUCUAAACGUUCUAGCGGAUGAAGGUAAGUUGAAAUACAUUACCAACGGUUCAUAUGAGCUUGAGAAAAAUGGGCACAAAAACUCUUAG